Messenger RNA from Micropterus dolomieu (smallmouth bass), 879 nucleotides. Its product is annotated as extracellular calcium-sensing receptor-like. The transcript has 2 exons. Gene Ontology annotation, molecular function: G protein-coupled receptor activity. The coding region runs from base 1 to 879 and encodes 292 amino acids. The record is from RefSeq and is a predicted model, not a curated record. Gene Ontology annotation, cellular component: membrane. Lineage: Eukaryota; Metazoa; Chordata; Actinopteri; Centrarchiformes; Centrarchidae. Gene Ontology annotation, biological process: G protein-coupled receptor signaling pathway.
AUGUGUAUACUGCUGUCAUGUGUUCUGAAGAAAACAGAGUUCCUCUCCUACCAUGAACCUCUUGGCAUUUGCUUGACAUCCACAUCAUUACUGGGCACAUUUAUCUGUGAUGUUGUACUAGGGAUCUUUAUCUAUUAUCGCAGCACACCCAUAGUAAGAGCCAACAAUUCAGAACUGAGUUUUGUGCUCUUGGUGUCACUUAAACUAUGUUUCCUUUGCUCACUGCUGUUUAUCGGACGUCCCAGGCUGUGGACAUGCCAGCUGAGACACGCAGCAUUUGGGAUCAGCUUUGUGCUUUGUGUUUCAUGCAUCCUGGUGAAAACCAUGGUGGUUCUAGCUGUGUUCAAGGCCUCCAAGCCAGGAGGUGGAGCCAGUUUGAAGUGGUUUGGUGCUGUGCAGCAGAGAGGGACAGUUAUUGUUCUUACUUCUAUUCAGGCAGCAAUCUGCACUGCCUGGCUUGUAUCUUCCUCGCCAGCUCCCCAUAAAAACACUCAAUACCACAAUGAUAAGAUCAUUUAUGAGUGCGUAGUCGGGUCCACAGUUGGAUUUGUAGUGUUACUGGGCUAUAUUGGCUUACUGGCUACCCUCAGUUUUCUGAUUGCAUUUAUAGCAAGGAAUCUUCCAGAUAGUUUCAAUGAGGCCAAACACAUCACUUUCAGCAUGCUGAUCUUCUGUGCUGUGUGGGUGGCCUUUGUCCCUGCAUACAUCAGCUCACCAGGCAAAUAUGCUGAUGCUGUGGAGGUAUUUGCCAUCCUGGCCUCCAGUUUUGGUCUCUUGGUGGCACUGUUUGGACCCAAAUGUUACAUAAUCCUGCUGAGACCAGAGAGGAACACAAAGAAAGCUGUCAGGGGUCGAGGGACUACAAAAUCAAAACAUUAG